AUGUUGGCAACACAGUCUAAGCUAGCUUAUCAUUUAAACAAGUAUUACACGGAACGUACAAUGUCAAGGAAGUCUAUGCUGGCGAGUCGAGUGUUUGAAGUUGGCAAAACAAUCACGGAUAUACUGAAAGAAGUGGAAACGCAAGAACCACGAUUUAUAAGCACACUGAACGAAGUUGAUGGUCGUCUCGAUGGUCUGGACGUGAUAUCGCCAACAGAAUUUCAAGUUGCGUUUUACCUUAACCAAAUGGGAGUGUUCAACUUUGUGGACGAUGGUUCUAUUCCCGGGUGUGCCGUGCUGAAACUCAGCGAUGGGAGAAAACGUAGCAUGUCUCUAUGGGUGGAAUUUAUUACCGCGUCAGGGUACCUUUCGGCUCGCAAAGUUCGGGCUCGUUUCCAUACUCUGGUCGGACAAGCGAUAGACAGGUGCAAUUACAGAUCUUGCGUCAAACUUAUGACUGAUAGUACUGACGUCAUACUACUCAUACGUGACGUAUAUACGGUUCGAGUCAUCCCAGCUUUCAAGUGCACGGGGAUCUGGCCUCGAAGCGCAUCACAUUGGCCUGAUCCUAAGGUACAAUGGCCUAUGGUGAAUAAAGUAGCCGAAGUUAAGUCGAACGGCUUCAAUCUUCUAUCAAUGCAAAUUCCGAUGUCCGUGGAGCGGCACAGUAACGCUGAAAGCGAUGCUUGGGUUAUGUCGUUCACACAUUCAGAAGAAGUUUUGAUAUCGGGCGGCUGCCGAAGGAGAUGUCUAUCUAUACUGAAGACACUGAGAGACAGGCACCUGGACUUCGCGGGGAAAAGUCUGAACAACUACCAUAUGAAAACUCUUGUACUAUAUGAAUGCGAAAAACACCCACGAGAGGAAGAAUGGAUAGAAGUCUGCAUUGGAGAUAGACUUUUGGGAAUAUUAAUACAAUUUAUAUCUUGCCUACAAUGUCGACGAUUUCCGCAUUACUUCCUACCCGGAGUUGACCUUUUAGCGGGGUCAAACCCUGCCAUUUUAGAGACUGCGGCACGAACAGUAUGGCGUUUAGCGCGAGAAGUUAUCACAAAUGGAACGAAUUUGGACAGUUUGUGACGUAAUAGGUUGAUGGCGUAUUGAUGAUGUUGUAACUAUGAUGUGAGAUUGCAAAAUAUUCCGUCAUUUGAUCCGCGGCGCAAUUUUGACAGUGUGUGACGUCAUGGCGCUUCAUAUAACAAUCAUACUGUGAAAUAGGAAACUAUCCCGCAAUGUGAGGGUGGGAUUUUGAACAAUGUGUAUGACGUCAUAACCGGAUGACGUAAUGAUGCUUUAUAUAUCUACAAUACUGUGAGAAUGCAAAAUAUUCCGCCAUAUGAGGAGAGUCGCGAUUUUAAACAAUGUGUGACGUCAUUAGAACAUUACGUACUAGUGAUUCAUAUGACGUUUUGCAUGGUUAUAAAUCACUAAUGGAACAAAUUUGUACAGUCUGUGAUGUCAUAUGAUAUGACGUUACUUAUCUAAAUCUCUGUAAUGCAGAUUUCUAAAAUAGCGUAUAUUGCUAAUAUUGUUCAUCUUUCAAAAUCACUACUAAUAUUCUGUAUAAUAAGUAGCGUUUGAAAAUGUUUCAUUCAGUAUUUUUAGUAAAUAUGGUCGAUCAACUUGUACCAAUGUCAUUUUUUUAUUCUUUUUAUCUUUCAACUAUUUAUCUAUAUUUUGAAAUCUUCGAAAGUUCAAGUAUGUUCUCCUAUAGUUACCACGUGAAAUAAUUACAUUACUAGUAGUAUAUAGAUACAGUUUAAAUUGACACAACAAAUAGACUAUUAUAAAGGUAAUAAAGUUAU
Styela clava is the source of this 1805-nucleotide messenger RNA. RefSeq names its product putative nucleotidyltransferase MAB21L1. The record is from RefSeq and is a predicted model, not a curated record. NCBI's taxonomy places the organism in Eukaryota, Metazoa, Chordata, Ascidiacea, Stolidobranchia, Styelidae.